AUGUAUUACACGUAUCUGCAGGUGGCAGGUCAACCCGGCAGUGACAUGAAGCACUUCACUCGCGUGCUGCACCGGUCGACAGACGAUGCACUCAUGGAUGUCAUGCCCACGGUCCGAGUCAAGCCUCUUGAUCCCUCGUGUGACACGUGGUGCGAGUACCCCGUGGCAAGCCGCCCCUAUGCCAUCCAGCAGUGGCUGGAGUCGGGGGAUGUGAAGGGCGACUGGAUCUUCAUGAUCGAGACCGACUAUAUCUUUGUCAAGCCCGUCACCAUCCCCCCAGCAGGCAGGGCGCUAGGGUUCCCCUUUGACUACAUUGCGCCUCAAGACCCUGAACUCCGGCCCUUCAUGCGCAGGUAUUACCCGGAGCCGUAUCGGAUUGAGGAUGUUCCAAGGACCGGCAAUGCUCCAACCAUCAUGCGAUAUGAAGAGAUGAUGCGAGUGGUGCCCAUAUGGGUGAACGUCACAGAAGGCAUCGAAGGCAACGCGGAAAGCAAGGAACGGUUCGGGUGGGUGCGGGAGAUGUAUGCCUUUUCCAUCUCCGUUGCACUUGCGGGGGUGAAGAUUGACCUGCCGCCCAUGCCCCACGCCAUCAUGAGCCAGCCUCCAGCCGACAAGGUGGUGGGUGAUGCUGCACUGCUGCAUUACACGUGGGGCAGUCAGAUCAAGGACUGGAGUGGCAAUGUCAUAUGGGAGUUUGACAAGCGCAAGUUCACAGACAGAGGGCUGCCCGACCCAGUACCUGAACCGCCAGAGGGAAAGGCUUCGGAGUCUCAGAAGGUGCUGGUAUCAAAAGUCAAUGAAGCCAUUAAACAUCUGCCCAAGUACACGCUGAGGGAGAUGCGGGAGAUGGGGCGCAGCGAUGCUGAGGUUGACGCGUACGAGAGGGAGUGGCGGGCCAAGGGGUAUGCAGAGGGGAAGAAAGGAGGGGAGGAAGGAGGAGGAGGCGAGGUGAAGCAGGAGCAGCAAGGGGGUGUGGGGCAAGGAGGGGGGUUGGGGCAAGGAGGGGGGUUGGGGCAAGGAGGGGGGUUGGGGCAAGGAGGGGGGGUGGUGAGAGGAGGGGCGGUGGCACAGCAGGAGGUGGCGAAGCCGGUGGUGGUGGUUGGGGAGGUGGAGAAGGGGAGCAUUCAUGCGAUGGUGACGAGUAACGGCAAUCCGUACAUGAACUGGCAGACACUGCUCAUGUUCCACACGUACAAAAAGGUGGCAUCUGAGCCAGGCAGCAACCUGCGCUUCUUCACCCGUGUGCUGCAUCGCACCAAAGACGACGAGCUCGUGCACAUCAUGCCCACUGUGCGAGUGCGACCUCUAGAGCCCAAGUGUGACGACUGGUGCGAGUACCCAGUGGCUGAUCGCCCCUAUGCCAUCCAGCAGUGGCUGGAGUCGGGGGAUGUGAAGGGCGACUGGAUCUUCAUGAUCGAAACCGAUUACCUUUUUGUCAAGCCUGUCACCAUCCCCCCAACAGGACGCGCACUGGGCUUCCCAUUUGGCUACAUCAUCCCCACCUACCCCUCCAUCCACCACAUCAUGAUUCGCUACUAUCCCGGAGACCUCAAGGACAUUCCUCAGACGGGCAACGCACCAGUUCUUGCUCCCACUGCUGCUCUUGCACGUGUGGUGCCCAUAUGGGUUGACAUCACAGCCCGCUUUGAAAAAGACGAAGAGGCCAAGAAGGACCUUGG
This is a messenger RNA of Closterium sp. Yama58-4, 1679 nucleotides long. The record is from the annotation of a GenBank genome assembly. NCBI's taxonomy places the organism in Eukaryota, Viridiplantae, Streptophyta, Zygnematophyceae, Desmidiales, Closteriaceae.